Stylophora pistillata is the source of this 1996-nucleotide messenger RNA. RefSeq names its product LHFPL tetraspan subfamily member 2a protein. The record is from RefSeq and is a predicted model, not a curated record. Gene Ontology annotation, cellular component: membrane. NCBI's taxonomy places the organism in Eukaryota, Metazoa, Cnidaria, Anthozoa, Scleractinia, Pocilloporidae.
UGCACAUCCGCGGGGUUUCCGGAUCAGACUAGUCGCAUUCGAACGAAAUUUCGGUGGUGUGUCGCUCUGCCCCGGUCACAAACAUUUGGGGAUUCCUCCACGUAUUCAGAUAACGCUAAUUUGCUUCAAAAAAACCACCCUGGAUUUGAUUGACUGCGUUACAAGCACGGAAAGAUAGCGAUUUAAAGUAAAAGCGAGGCACAGACGAAGCAUAUUACAAUACCGCAACUUCAGGUUUGUUGUUAACCAUUACAAUCCUCGCCAACGCUCUAAACAGUGAAGUGCAUGAUCCCACACAUUUCUCAAUGACAAGAUGGCAGAUUGCUACAUUAUUGUUACAACAAGGAACAUUUUAUGGAUGGUGUUGUCAGUUGUUGCAACACUGGCUGUGAUAGCUGGAAUUAUGACACCCAAGUGGUUAUAUGGAAGAUCAGUGCUUUUUGAUGACAAGAACUAUAACAUGACUUCUCAAUUCAUCCCAUCUGAGGCAAUGUACAGGCCUUCGAUUGGCAUCUACAACCGCUGUAAAAAAAUUCAAAGGAGUGUUGGAGGGGAUCCAGAACUCAAUUGUUACACUUAUGUCAAAAACUUUAUGGAGAUUCCUUCAGCUGCAUGGCGAGCUUGUCUGUUUUUUCUAUGGUUUGGUACAGCACUAUUAGCUAUUGUUGUACUCAUGUCCAUUGUGGGAUUUUGUGCACAGAGUAUAGGAAAGAAAAGCAUUUUCUCACUUGGUGGAGUUAUCCAGGCCAUAGCAGCACUCUUUCUUGUUAUUGGCCUUGUUCUCUACCCUGCUGGCUGGGGCAGUGAAACAGUUGGAGAUCUUUGCACAAAACCAUCACAGAAACCAGGAGCUUUUGUACUUAAUGAAUGCUCAGUGGGAUGGGCAUUUUAUGCUGUGCUUGGAGGUACUUUGUCAUCAUUUCUAUGUUCCUUGCUAUCUGGUCAAGCAGAGAAGUCUACAUCAAGUGAUGAUGUGCAAGACGAAAUUUCAGAUGGAAAGACUUUGAUUUGUCUUAUUUAAAUGGAUUGCAGGAAGUUGGCAAGGAACUUAUGGCAGUUUCUUACAUUGUGAAGACUUGUGUCAUUAUCACCAUGGCAACUUUUUUGCAGACUUGUACAUAGCUGCAAUGUGUAGUCACUGUUAAGGUUCAUUGACAAAUUCUGCUGUUAAGAGAACAUUCAAUAAAAGGACAAAAAUUAAGGUGUAUGUUUAUAGAUACAGAUUUCCUUUUGUUUAGAAAGAACUUAAAAAUAGUCAUUGUAUUAUUCUAAUUAAGGAUGUACAAUUAGUGGUAAACAGGCAUAAAUUGAGUUUUGGCUGUGUUAAAAUCAGGAGUUUUCUUGCUAUUAAACUUAACAAAAGUUUGUAUUAAAUUUAAACUGAAUUGAAAGAUCUAAUCGGUUAAUAGGGAUUAAUCACUGAUGAGCAGAUGGUAUCAAAUUGAUGGUAUUGAGAACAGAAAUGUCUUCUGAAAUGUUAAAAAGUAUCUAGCAUUUCUCUUGAGUGUUACAGAUGGGUUUUACUAUCUUUGAGAAGGGGGUGCCCUCCGACACACGUUUUAGAGUCACUGUGUGAGGGUGUUCUAUUAAAAAAGGAAUCUCAGCGUAACACAAUUAAAACUUACUCUUGAGAAGACUGUCAAUGUUAGUUGUAUGUAAUUUAGUAAAAAUUGAUGAGUACUUUUUACAUUUUAGAUUAAAAAAUACAAUAAAUAGUACUUUUGUUCAGGAAUAUCAGCACUUGCGUUUCUACAUGUAUUAAAUUUUUUUUUUUUAAAUAGUAUUGAUUGACAAUACUUCUGACUUUAACAAGCAUUAGAAGAAAAUGUUGUAAGCUCGCAAUACUCAUGUGAUAGUUAUGGGUCACUAUUUAAUAUGAUAAUUAUUUUCAGUGAGGAAUCAAAGUAUAUGUGGAAAGGAUGUUUUGAACAAGAUGUUUUUUGUCCACAAAACUUUUCAUCACAAUUCUUAAUGAAAUAAAUUCUGAUUCAUAAUG